Zingiber officinale is the source of this 3640-nucleotide messenger RNA. RefSeq lists its product as uncharacterized. The record is from RefSeq and is a predicted model, not a curated record. Lineage: Eukaryota; Viridiplantae; Streptophyta; Magnoliopsida; Zingiberales; Zingiberaceae. Bases 903 to 3167 code for a protein of 754 amino acids. The transcript has 21 exons.
UCUCUUUAUUUUCUCUUCCUCCACGCCGAACUCCUCCUCUUCCCUUCUUCCUCUUCAUCGAGCUCGCGCCGCCGCCACCUCUUCCCCCAGCUCUUCGCCUCCCCAACCCUUGCGAACGCUUCGCUUCCUCUGCUUUUCUUUUUCUUCUUCCCUUUACCUCAUUUUCUCUCCCGAUUCACUCCACUGCCGCCUCUCCUGGAUCAUCGCCGACGCGGAUUCCUCUCCCCGAAUCCAAAAUUCACCAAUUGUUCUCUCUCGUGUGACCGUUGCGGCCCGACAUCGGUCGCCAGCCACCCGAGCACCACCCCAUCUUCCCCCAUCGGAAGUCGAACACCCGCGUCUUUUUGGUUGUGCUCUAGAUUUGGGUCCACAGCCGCCGACGCCCCUUUCCGAUGCCUCCUUCCUCCCGAUCCUUGUGGAUCGCCGGCUAAGGAGAGGAGAUUCGUUCGGGACUGGUUCACAUAUGAAUCUCCUUUCUCCGUUGGAUCCGAGUCGCGUGACAUCUCUUCGCCAGCGCUGACCUAGGGUUUCCAGCGGCCAGAUUUAAGAGUUGGGCAGUAGUCUUGUCGCUUCCGGCUAGUCAAUCCUUUCGUUCACCACGCACGCUCAAGUUUCCUUUCCAUUUCCAGAACUUUUGCUGCUGGAUCUGAGCAUUGUUACCUUGCCGACCACCACCUACUCCGACCAAUAACACCAGCAGAUGCUAUACAGGGGUUCCGGAAAUUUUGUACUGGCACUACAAUGACGGGAAUCUUCUCUUUGUAGUAGCACAUGCCACGGGUCAUGGGCCAUCAGCAAAAACAAAUAUUUCUUUAGACGACGCGUCGCCGCCUACAGGAGGCUGCUUGCGGAAACAACUUACGCACUCCACAUCCAAAGAUAUUGUGUUAACACUCGCUACUAUGUAUCGUUAUAGAAGCUUCAUUUCAAAACUAAACUUUUUGUUUGAUGGAAGACAAGUGCAUACGAGAAAAUAUUGCCGAGACUUUAAAUUUGCGGUCUCCCCAUGUCAACAGUCAAAACUGAGGAAUAGACACUACAAAUUGGCAAAUCAUCUUCGCAGGUUCUCAGUGGCAUCUGAAGCACAUCAUGAUUCAUUUCUGCAAACAGAUUUAUUAACCUUUGUCAAGUCCACUUUACAUAAUCCUGAAGGCCCGAAUCAUUGUUGGUUGAAUGGAAUUGGUGGAAGUACAAAGAGUAAUCAAGAUGGAAUACUUUUAUUGCUGAUAAUUUUAUCUAUUAAGGAUUUAGAAAUCGUGGGCAAUCGACAACAUGCUCGUGGGUUUCAACUAGCUAAAUUGGUACAGCAGAGGCAUCCAGAUGUCAAUAUUAUUAUAGUAUGUUCUGGCUUGCUCGAUGCAAUUUCUGAUACUGCUUGGAUCAUUAAGGCUGUCAUGGAGGAGUUUAUUACCUUUCCUAUCUUAGUAUUGAAGAAGGAUUUUCUUCAGUUUCCUAAAAUUGUUCAGAUGUCAGACCAUGUGGGAUUCUUGCUAUGUCAAGGCUCAAUUGAUCAUGUGGUUCAUUUAAGUGGGCACAAUGAGAUUGCUGUAAUAUCUAAAGCAAUUGAGGAAUACAGUGUCCACAAGGAUGAAAAUAACCCUCCAGUUCAACGGAGUAUUAUGGAUAAAACAAGCUAUGACAACAUGAUAAAGGAACCUUAUUUUUCUCCGUUCAGGAUCUUGCUUCUCCAUUACCCAGGUUCAAUUUCCAUAGAUGAAGAUGGAAACCGUAUGUUUGUAUCUGACAGUAAUCAUCAUAGGAUCAUUGUUAGCGAUAGUAAGGGGAGGAUUUUAGAUUGUAUUGGUUCUUCCCCAGGUUUCGAGGAUGGUAAAUUUGAAUCUGCUAAAUUGUUUCGACCUGCUGGAUCAUUCUAUUGCCCCAAUGAAAAUUGCCUUUUCUUUGUGGACUCUGAGAACCAUGCGAUAAGAAGAGCUGAUAUGGAGAACAGAGUGGUGGAGACCAUUUACCCUGCUUCUGUUCAAAAAAGCAGUGGGGUUUGGAGCUGGCUCCUUGAUAAACUUGGGCUGGGAACCAAAGUUGUAUCAGAAGCUGGGCAGCUGGAUUUGGAUUUGAUUAAAUUACCAUGGCAUUUAUUGAACAUGAGGGAGAAUGAUCUUUUAACUAUUGAUCGCAGUUUUGAAACCUUGUGGGUCGUGAGCAGGGAAUCUGGAGAAAUUAAAAAGAUAGUGAAAGGUGUAUCAAACGUCAUGGAGAUAUGUGGGGACAUGAUAAUGGAGAAAGCAACACUAUUGAAGGAAAUUUCAGAGAAUUUGCCACCAAAGACAUUCCAUCAUUGCCUUUCUGAUGAAAGGAUGUGUUUUUCUGGUUGGCUUUCAUCAGUAGCAAUGUUCCAAGAUGAUAUCAUCUUCUGCAAUGCAGAUAGUCAAAGAAUUUUUAGGUAUCACCGUGAGUCCAGAGUCAUUUCUUAUCUACAGCUUUCAAACUUAGGAGUACUUGGAUUGCCAUAUUGGAUGGUUUGCCCUCUUGAGAGAGUUAUUAAGCGUGAAAAUAAAGAGACGAUUUUGAGCGAACAUAUUCAGCAUUUCAAUGUCCUUCCAGGAAGGUGUGACAUACUGUUUGAUGUAAAUAUACCCCAAGAUAGCGAACUAGUAGCACCUGUGGAGAAAAGUUGUUUAUGGAUCCAUGUUAGAGGUUCUGCCUCUGAAUUUUCUGCAGUUGAAGAACAAAAAACUGGGGCAGGGAAGGAUGGGAUUGCUCAACAGUGGUUUGAUGAAUUGGAUAACCUUGCUUUCUCACAAGUGGAGGAUGAAACCUCUUCUCUUGAUGAAGGUGAACAUGUGGAAAGGCAAUUCCAAGAUGACAGGGUUCAUUUUAAUUGUUCAAUCGGCAUAAGUCCUGGAACUGCUGAGGUGGUGGUCUCUACUGUUCUCUAUCUGAAAUUGAAGAAAACACAAGAAAACAUUGAGGAUCGAAGUUCACUAGCAAUGAGAAUUCUGGAGUGCAAUAAACAGAAAAUGAGCAAACUGGAAGCCGACGCAUCAACCAGAUUGCUUUUGGAAACCUUUAAAGAUGUAGAAGAUUUGAUCUUUAUGAAGCCUGUGCACAUUAGACUAAAGCUGCAGUGCGCCGACCACCCAACUGCUGUAACCAACAAAGAGACCAUCUGCACAGAUUCCUUGAUAAAUGUUGACAUAUCUUUGGACUAGUAGCUCCACAGUUCCAUUUAUCGAGUAGGUCCACUUUUGUUCUAAUAGUAUUCCAAAUUCUUUUUGCCCCCAAUCAGAUGUGAGCAAGAGAAUCCUGCCAAGCAGGAGCCAACAGACCCAUUUAUUUGAUUUCCUCUGUACAUUUCAAUAUCGUCGUAGAGACAGCAGGGGCGAUAACUAUUAAUUAUUUUUGAUAAUGAAGGGUAGAGGAUGUUCCGCCAUCAUGAGAAACAAUAACAUAAUUUCAACAGUUAACUCUGUACAUCCUAAUAAUUGCUAGAAUUUGUUUUUUGUUUUUAAAUUGUUCUUCACAAAUCAAGGAAUUCAUGCAAUUCAGAGUUUUGAAUUCAGGGAGAGGGAAAGAGUAGAAGGAACUGUUUGAUGUGUUGGUUUGAGGUGGUCUAUCUCAAUUGCACUUGAGACGUUCGAUGAAUGUUCUUUGAAAGUUACUUGAGCUUCCUUCUCUCAGCAAA